Molecule: messenger RNA, 1808 nt
Organism: Fukomys damarensis (Damara mole-rat)
Lineage: Eukaryota; Metazoa; Chordata; Mammalia; Rodentia; Bathyergidae
Gene: Pi4k2b
Product: phosphatidylinositol 4-kinase type 2 beta
Exons: 10
Biological process (GO): Golgi organization; endosome organization; phosphatidylinositol phosphate biosynthetic process
Cellular component (GO): trans-Golgi network; lysosomal membrane; plasma membrane
Molecular function (GO): 1-phosphatidylinositol 4-kinase activity
Source: RefSeq, a predicted model, not a curated record
AAAUUAUUUUAUUUCCAAGACAUUCUUGCCUUAGGGUUGAAUGCAUUCUUGGACGAUCCAGAGUUUGCUGAAAUUAUAUCAAGAGCAGAGCAAGCAAUAGAACUUGGAGUUUUUCCAGAGAGAAUCUCUCAAGGGUCAAGUGGAAGUUACUUUGUGAAGGAUCCUAAGAGGAAAAUUAUUGGUGUGUUUAAGCCCAAAUCAGAAGAGCCUUAUGGUCAGCUGAAUCCAAAAUGGACCAAAUACGUCCAUAAGGUCUGCUGUCCUUGCUGCUUUGGUAGAGGUUGCCUGCUUCCUAACCAGGGAUUCCUUUCCGAAGCUGGUGCCUACCUGGUAGAUGAAAAGCUUCAUCUGGGCAUUGUACCAAAAACAAAGGUGGUUUGGCUCGUCAGUGAAACAUUUAACUACAAUGCAAUUGACCGUGCAAAAGCAAAAGGCAAAAAGUAUGCCUUAGAGAAAGUGCCAAAAGUAGGUAGAAAGUUUCAUCGGAUAGGACUCCCUCCCAAGAUUGGUUCCUUUCAAUUAUUUGUUGAAGGUUACAAGGAGGCUGAAUAUUGGCUUAGGAAAUUUGAAGCUGAUCCUUUGCCUGAGAAUAUUAGAAAACAGUUUCAGUCACAAUUUGAAAGAUUAGUUAUAUUGGAUUACAUCAUCAGAAAUACAGACAGAGGAAACGAUAACUGGUUAGUCAGAUAUGAAAAGAAAUGUGAGAAGGAAAUUGAUCAUGAGGAAUCAAACUGGAUUGAUGAUAAAGAAUUGCUUAUUAAAAUUGCUGCAAUUGAUAAUGGUCUAGCAUUUCCUUUUAAACAUCCUGAUGAAUGGAGAGCAUAUCCAUUUCACUGGGCUUGGCUUCCUCAAGCAAAAGUUCCUUUUUCUGAAGAAAUAAGAAACUUGAUUCUACCAUGUAUUUCUGACAUGAACUUUGUGCAAGAUUUGUGUGAAGAUCUUUAUGAACUUUUUAAGACUGACAAAAGCUUUGACAAAGCCACUUUUGAGAGUCAGAUGUCUGUCAUGAGAGGCCAGAUCUUAAACCUCACCCAGGCGCUGCGAGAUGGCAAGAGCCCGGUGCAGCUGGUGCAGAUGCCAUGCGUGAACGUAGAGCGCAGUCCAGGGCGUGGCCAGGGUCGCGUCGUCCACCUGACCAGCACGUUCACCCAGACCUUCCAUUGCAGGAAACCCUUUUUCUCCUCCUGGUAGUAGAUGUAACAGAAACAGCUGUUGGGCAUCGCUCUGUUGUUGAGACAUGACAACAUUUUACAUCUGCCGCAGCUGUCAGAACCUGAAGUUGUUCAAGUCUUUUAAAAAAAUUUUUUCUUUUGAAUGUAAUCAAAAGUUUACAGCUUCUUAUCCAAAUAUUAAAUUCCAUUUCAGGGAAGAAAUGAUGACUCUCCUAUAUUGUAUUUUUAUAGAGAACUGUAUAGUUUGUUGUUGUUGAUUUAAAAGCUGACCUCAUAGUGUACCAUGCUACAGCUGUCUGUAAUUACUCUAGAAUUCCAAGUAAAGAAAUAAGAUAUUUGUUGAGUUUGAAAACAGUAGCAGUUUUUUUUUUUUAACAUUGAGGAGAAUGUUCACUUUGACUCUUUUUUUCAUUACAAAAGGCCUUUGAGAAUGACAAUGUCUGAAAUUACUCUCUCCUACAACAGAAGAGUCAGUAGAACAAGAGGAAAGAAUAAAGCAAGGCUGCCUUAAUUUCAAAAGCUGCUAAUUUAGAACUGGAAUAAGAGCCCCUACAGUGGUCAUUAUUGGGGACCUGAAAAUUAUAUUUUGGUUAAGUAACAGAUGGCCACUUCUUUUUCUCUUUUAGAGUAUAUUUU